This is a messenger RNA of Diaporthe amygdali, 1068 nucleotides long. RefSeq lists its product as uncharacterized. The record is from RefSeq and is a predicted model, not a curated record. The transcript is spliced from 2 exons. Lineage: Eukaryota; Fungi; Ascomycota; Sordariomycetes; Diaporthales; Diaporthaceae. Bases 1 to 1068 code for a protein of 355 amino acids.
AUGACGCGCAAAGCCAGCUCUAGCAGGCGCAGAUCAUCGUCGGAUCAAGUGUACAAUCCAUGGGAAUCAAUUGACAUUGAUGCUCUCGUCUCCGUGUCCCACCAACACAAGCUUUACGUCUCCACGUCGGGACCCGAGCGCUCUCCGGGCUCGCCGGUAGUGCUCUUCUUCUCUGGCGGAGGCACUCCCUGCGCAGCAUACAUCCGCUUCCGCCGGAUGCUCUCGUCCCACGUUCGCGUCUAUUUUCAUGACCGCGCUGGAUAUGGCUACUCGGAAUUGGGCCGUGGAGACCUGGACUGCGGCGCGGACGACGAGACAGUCUUGACCGCCCAGCAAGCCGCAGACGAGCUGUACGAGCUGCUUCAGGUCCUGCGAGUCGGCCCGCCGUACAUCCUCGUUGGCCAUUCCUACGGCUGCAUCUGCGCCCGCGCGUUCCUGGCCCUCGCCAUCCAGGAGCAGCAGGGCGGGGAGGCACUCGAGUCGGUGAUCGCGGGCAUGGUGCUGAUAGAAGCCGCGACGGAGCUCAUGUACGAUCUCUUCGAGCCGUCCAUCCCUCCCCCGGUCUUCUUCGAAGUGACGAGGGGCAUCGACUAUGGUGCGGUCACGCACACCCGCGAGCGGUCCGGACUGACUGAGCAGGAAUGGGAGCACAUCAGCACCAUGAUCAGAAAGACAACGCUCGCGACUGAGCUGGAGGACUGCAGGGUCUCUGCGCGGAGGCUGCUCAGGGAGCAGCAGUUUGCCCGUCAGGCGUUGGGGGAUGUUCCGCUUGCUGUUGUGCGUGCUGAUUUCUCGCAGGAGUUUAGGUUGAUGUUUGAAGAAGGAGAAAGGAUGGGAAACGGGACCGAGGACGAGAGCUUGGAGUGUAGGGCGUUCCUGGGGAAGCUGAGGCUGCAUGAUGAUGAGUUACGAGCGGGCCAGCUUCGUCUGUCGCGUGUGAAUAGGUAUAUCACGGCGUUGGAUCACGGGCAUAGUAUCCUCAUAACGGGGCCUCAGGUCGGCGUAGAGGCGGUGCUUUGGGUUCUGGAGCUCAUCAGCAAAAGAAUCAACUACACUGAGGUUGUUUGA